This is a messenger RNA of Thrips palmi, 517 nucleotides long. RefSeq lists its product as uncharacterized. Lineage: Eukaryota; Metazoa; Arthropoda; Insecta; Thysanoptera; Thripidae. The record is from RefSeq and is a predicted model, not a curated record. The transcript is spliced from 2 exons. Bases 82 to 444 code for a protein of 120 amino acids.
CUUGGGCAAGAUAAGACCGAUGGCUCACGUAGAGUAUAAAAAUGUUGUCCCGUCAAGAAAUACUGCAGUGUCAGCGCCACCAUGAGUGUCAAGGUGUUCACUUUCUGCUUUGCCUUCGCGGCAGUCUGCUAUUUGUCGCAGGUGCAGGCCGGCCGGCUGCCCCCGGGACUGCCCAAGCCCAAGUCCAGCUCCGUGCUGACCGCCGCCAAGCAGCAGGCCUUGCUCCAGGGCUGCGUUCGCAGAGUGGUGAAGGGCAAGGAGAAGACCGUCCAGGGCCAGAACUUCGUCUUGUGCUUCCGCGACACGUACAUGGCGCUCAAGGUCAAGCCCGCGUUACCGACAAUCCUCAAGGACAUGAACCAGUGCACCCGCCCGGGAGGAUUCAACAGCAAGAGCGCGCUGUACACCUCGCUGGAGAACUGCGUUUUGAGCCUCGUCGGUUAGACAGAGAAGUCAACGUGGAAGCCACACUGACCCACCACUAAUAAAGUAAAGUUUUCCGUUUGUGUUGCUUGAA